AUGGCCAGCAGAGGCCAGCAGCAGCUGGGCAAUUACUUGGAGCUAUUGAAGAAGGAGGAGCUGAAGGAGUUCCAGCUUCGGCUGUCCAGUGAAGCAGCUGUUCCACCAGAGAAGAUGAGUGGCAUGGAGAUGGCCUCACACCUGGUGGCUCAGUAUGGUCAACAGCAGGCCUGGGACCUGGCCCUGCGCUCACUCCAUGCCCAGGCCCAGGCAGAGGUGGGCUCAUUGUCAGGAAUGAGAGAAAGAUACCACAGCCAGAGAAGAAAGAACCCAGGUUUCACACAGUCCUGGAAAAAUGAGGAUUUACACCAAAAAUUCACACAGCUGCUACUUCUGCAAAGAUGUACCCCCAGAGACCAAAAGUCUCUGCUCAGGCAAAGAUGGAAUCUCAGAGUGCUGAAAUAUAAAGGGCGUUUCAUUAAAAUCAGAGACUUGUUUUGCCCAUGCCCGGAAACCCAAGAAGAACCUCGCAUUGUCAUACUAUAUGGAGUGGAUGGAAUUGGGAAGUCAACACUGGCUAGGCAGGUGCAGAAAGCCUGGGAGAAAGGUCAGAUAUACCAGGACCACUUCCAGCACAUCUUCUACUUCAGCUGCAGAGAGCUGGCCCAGUCCAAUGUGAUAAGUCUCGCUGAACUCAUCACAAAAGCCCAGGCAGCUCCUUCAGCUCCCCUUGAGCAGGUCCUGUCCCGGCCAGAGCAGCUGCUCUUCAUCCUUGAUGGCAUAGAUGAACCAAGAUGGGUCUUGCAGGAGCAAAGUACUGAGGUCUGUCUGCACUGGAGCCAGCCACAGGAAGUGGCUGCACUAUUGGGCAGUUUGCUGGGGAAAACCAUACUUCCCGAGGCAUCUUUCCUGAUCACGACUCGGACUGUGGAUUUGCAGAAGCUCAUUCCUUCUUUGAAGCAGCCACGUUGGGUGGAGGUCCUGGGGUUCUCUGAGUCUGGAAGAAAGGAAUAUUUCUACAACUAUUUCACAGAUGAAAGCCAAGCACUUAGAGCUCUCUUCUUGGUUGAGUCAAACCCAGCAGUCUGGACCAUGUGUCUCGUGCCCUGGCUGUCCUGGCUGGUCUGCACCUGCCUGAAGCAGCAGAUGGAGAGUGGGGAGGAUCUCACACUGACCACCACGACUGCCACAGGCCUCUGCCUACACUAUCUCUCCCAGGUUAUCCCAGCUCAGUGCCUCAGGCACCAGCUGAGAGGCAUCUGCUCUCUGGCUGCUGAGGGCAUAUGGCAAGGAAAGAGCCUUUUCAGCCUAGAUGACCUCAGAAAACACAGGUUAGAUAAGCCCAUCAUCUCUGCUUUCUUGAAGAUGCGUAUUCUUCAAAAGCACCCCACCUCCCUGACCUAUAGCUUCAUCCACUUGUGUUUCCAGGAAUUCUUUGUGGCGAUGUCCUGUGCCCUGGGGGAUGAGGAGGAGAGAAGUGAACAUCCUAACAGCAUUGGAGGCGUGCGGAGGUUGCUAGAUGCAUAUGAAAGGCAUGUCCUAGUCAGGGCACCAACCAGGUGUUUCCUAUUUGGCCUUUUAAGUGAGCAAGUGGGGAGAGAGAUGGAGAGCAUCUUCACCUGCCAGCGGGCUCCAGAGCUGAAGCAGGAACUCCUGCAGUGGGCCAAGUGGGAGGCCCAGGAAAUGCGGUUUCCCAGGCAGCCUGGCUUUCUGGAGUUGUUCCACUGUUUAUACGAGACUCAGGAUGAGGAGUUUGUGACAGAGGUGAUGGGUCAUUUCCAAGGAUCAAGUGUGUAUGUCCAAACAGAUAUGGAGCUCCUGGUGUUCACUUUCUGCAUCAAAUUCUGCCACCAUGUGGAGAGCCUUCAACUGCAUGAGGGUGGACAGCCCAGGUCAACAUGGAGGCCCGCCAGGGUAAUCCUGGUCAUGCAGGUCCCAGUCACAGAUGCUUGUUGGCAGCUUCUGUUCUCCAUUCUUAAAGACACUGGAAACCUGAAGGAGCUGGACCUGAGUGGAAACCCACUGAGCUGCUCUGCAGUGCAGAGUCUUAGUGAGACCCUGAGAUGUCCUUGCUGCCACCUGGAGACCCUGCGGUUGGCCAACUGUGGCCUCACAGCGGAGGGCUGCAAGGACCUUGCCUUUGGGCUGAGCACCAGCCAAACCCUGACUGAGCUGGAGCUGAGCUUCAACAUGGUCACGGAUGCAGGAGCCAAGCAUCUUUGCCAGAGACUGAGACAGCAGAGUUGCAGGCUGCAGCGACUACAGCUGGUCAGCUGUGGCCUCACAUUCAGCUGCUGCCAGGACCUGGCCUCUAUGCUCAGCACCAGCCGCAGCCUGAAGGAGCUGGACCUGCAGCAGAACGACCUGGGAGACCUUGGUGUGAGGCUGCUCUGUGAGGGGCUAAGGCAUCCCGCCUGCUCACUCACGCUCCUGUGGCUGGACCAGGACCCUCUGGGUACAGAGCUGAAGCAGGAGCUGAGGACGCUGGAGAAAGAGAAGCCUGCACUGCUCAUCUCUAACAGGAAGCCAAUUGUGAUGAACCCUAAGGAUGGUGGAGAGAAGAGUAGUAACGUGUCCUCACUCAAGCAGCAGAAGCAAGUAUCAGAGGGAAGCUCAGCACAGGCAGAACAGGUGGACCUUCUCUCUCUGUCUUCUCCUGCACCUCCAGAGGACUUGCACAUGGAACCUCCGAGCACCAAAGAUGAAUUUUUGGGCCCCACAGGGCCUGUGGCUGCUGAGGUAGUUGACAAAGAAAGAAAGAACCUGUACCGAGUUCACUUCCCCAUGCCUGGCUCCUAUGACUGGUGCAACACAGGUCUCAGCUUUGUGGUGAGACAGGCAGUGACCAUCGAGAUUGAGUUCUGUUCCUGGAAACAAUUCCUGGAUGGGAAUGUGUCACAGCACAUCUGGAUGGUGGCAGGACCUCUGUUUGACAUCAAGGCUGAGCCAGGAUCUGUGGCAGCUGUGCACCUCUCUCACUUUGUGAACCUCCAAGGGGACCAGGUAGACGUCUCCCUGUUCCAAGUGGCACACUUUAAAGAGGAGGGGAUGCUCCUGGAGAAGCCAGCCCGGGUGGAGCCACAUUACAUCAUCCUGGAAAACCCCAGCUUCUCCCCCAUGGGAGUUCUACUGAGAAUGGUCCGCACGGCCCUGCCCUUCAUUUCUGUCACCUCUGUGGUGUUGUUGUACCAUCAUCUCAAAUGUGGGGAGGACACCUUACAUCUGUACCUGUUCCCUAGUGACUGCUCCAUUCAGAAGGCCAUUGAUGAUGAAGAAAAACAGUUACACGGUGUGAGAAUAUACAAGCCACCCCCAUCGACCUCACUAUAUAUAGGCUGUCGCUACACUGUGUCUGGCUCAGGCAAAUUGGAAAUAUUACCCAAGGAACUGAAGCUCUGCUAUCGAAGCCCCGAAGAACCCCAGCUGUUCUCUGAGAUCUACUUUGAAGCCUUGGGGUCAGGGAUCAAGCUCCAAAUAAGAGACAAGAGAGAUGAGACUGUGGUAUGGGAGGCCUUCCUGAGACAAGGAGAUCUCGGACCUGCAGCUGCUCUGGGCCCUCCAGUCACCAUAGCCCCACCUUCACCCCCAGAUACCCCAGCCUUGCUGCACUUCGUGGACAGGCAUCGAGAGCAGCUGGUAGCGCGAGUGACAUUGGUGGACUCUGUUUUGGACAAGCUGCAUGGACAGGUGCUGAAUGAUGAGCAGUAUGAGUAGGUGCGGGCUGAGGCCACCAGGCCAAACCAGAUGCGAAAGCUGUUCAGUUUCAGCAAGUCCUGGGACGAGGCCUGCAAAGAUCAGCUCUACCAAGCCCUGAAAGAGAUUCAGCCUCAUCUAAUUUUUGAUCUCUUGGAGGGAAAAGGGGGAAAAAGGGGUGUUCUACCUACUAAUGCCCACAGUGAGGGAGUCAGGUAUGGAGUUAAUAUGAGGGUUUCAGGAAUAGACUGGGGCUACCAGAAUCUGGUGGUGAAGGGUGAGCAAGGUGGGGAAAGAAGCAUCAGCCCCUUGCUCCACACCUUCUACUGGAUGGGCCUUUCUGACUCCUUGGAGCACCAGAGUGAGCCACACUUGAGCUACCAGUAG
This is a messenger RNA of Otolemur garnettii (small-eared galago), 4020 nucleotides long. RefSeq names its product NACHT, LRR and PYD domains-containing protein 1-like. Lineage: Eukaryota; Metazoa; Chordata; Mammalia; Primates; Galagidae. Gene Ontology annotation, biological process: innate immune response; regulation of apoptotic process; inflammatory response. The transcript has 16 exons. The record is from RefSeq and is a predicted model, not a curated record. Gene Ontology annotation, molecular function: protein binding. Gene Ontology annotation, cellular component: canonical inflammasome complex.